CGAAACAUCCCACGAAAAACCGUGACAACAAAAACCCAGAAGAGAACUCCUCACAAACAGUGAAGAGAAGGGUCCGUCUAUUGUCAAAAAGCAAAACAAUGGAGGUCAGAGAAGAUACACUGUACCUGCAAUUACAUAAGCUCUCAGCCGUGAACUCUGAAGAAGUUCUCGACGCACUGAUUUCUACUCUCUGGCAAACCAGAAAAACCGGUCUCCGCGGACACCACGACAAGUCCCAUUUCCUGUCUCUCCUCAAUCUUCCUUCUCUCUCCGACCUCGACCCAGUUUUGGCGUGCCUUCGCUCGCUUAUUAGAAAAUGCGCUUAUGAUAAUAACUUCACUGGUGAUGAGAUUCUGAAGUUGUUCCCACACGAUUUACCUCUUCAUCUUCAGCAAAUUCUGUUGAUUUUGUUCCAGAAAUAUCAGAGUCAGUGGAAAGAAGAGGUGUCCACUGAACAGCGUUCAAUGCCGAGGACCAGUGUUUCCUAUCAUGUUAAAAUGGGUGAUCCACCAACUGUUACAACUGUCCCAUCUUCUGGUGUCACGGCUGCGCUAUGGCCUCGCCAGGAUGAUCGUAUUUCUCAAUUAUAUCAGAAUGAUGUCGGGGCAGCUACUCCAAUUAUUUCGGAGAAUAAUGUGUCGCAAAUAGCUCCAAUGGCUCCGCAAAGCCAUAUUGGCCCUUCUGAGAACCUGGGAAUUUUGCCCCGUCUCAAGUCCAUGACGUGGACCAUGGAGAACUGCAGCUCAGAUCAAUCUAAGAGAGUGGCUGUCAUAACACUUAAGCUGCAAGACUAUACCAAGUCUCCUACAGGAGAAAUGGAAGUGAAGUUUCAGCUUACUAGAGAUACGCUUGAGGCUGUGUUGAGGUCGAUGACUUACAUUAAUGAUCAGCUCUCGGGAACAGUUGGAGAUUCUUUGGAGCCAAUGAAGAAGAAACAAAAGCAGUCGGAGAACUUAGCUUGAUAUUUAUCUGUUUUGACUUAACUCAAUGUACAGAUUAUUAAUUUAUUAUCAUAUACGGACGUGAAUCGUUCUGGACUGCGCCAAGCUAAUAUCUUCCUUCUUUUUUCUUUUCUUCUCUU
Morus notabilis is the source of this 1081-nucleotide messenger RNA. RefSeq lists its product as uncharacterized. The transcript is spliced from 6 exons. Bases 99 to 962 code for a protein of 287 amino acids. Lineage: Eukaryota; Viridiplantae; Streptophyta; Magnoliopsida; Rosales; Moraceae. The record is from RefSeq and is a predicted model, not a curated record.